CAAUGGGUCAGAGAAAAUUUAUCAGAAGUUGUGCAUCAUUUGUUUGAACUAUGGAAUUUCUACAACGAGACAAUCUCUUGGACCCACUCGAAUCGCCGUUAAUGUCGCUGAUAAAUUUUAUCACGUUAACUUACUUAUCUAAAUAUUUUUGUGUUUGCAUUAUCAAAACUAGUGAUGAUAUAAUUAAACUUGACAUAGAAGUGCCAAGGAUGGUGAUCACUGUAGAUGAAAAAUUCAACGACACUUUCCAAAAGGGCGUAGACAAUGGAUGUCAAUCGUUCAUCGUACAAGGAGCUGCGCUGUGGCCAUUCAUGGAUAAUUUCAUAGCAGUUCACGAUGAUUCCGAUCAAAGAUCACUGAGCAAAAAAUUAGUUAUUUUAAUGGAAUCACUUGAUGCCAACACAAUUAGACAACUAUGUGAUCAUCUCACCAUUCGAGGCAAGUAUAAGGGCAUGAACAAUUUGACGAUUUCUGAAGAACAUACCUCGUAUAGAACUUCCAGACAUGCUGCUGAUAGUCUCACGGAAUAAUAGCGACGACCUGGAACUCUACACGACGAAAAUAUUCAACAACGGAUUCAGAGGUUCAAUCAGCGUAGAGCUUCGUCCAGUUACGCCUCCGGAUUAUUUUCCAAAUAAAUCAAUGAAUUUGAACGGAUUUCCGGUUCGAUUCCGAACUGCCUGGUACCCUCCAUUCAGCUACUACGAGGAAACUACCCUCGAAAAAUCGAACGCCAGAUAUGACCCACAGUACAACGAUACCGACGAUACUCCUGUUCUGCUCGAUGGAACAGAACCACGUUUACUGGUGGAGUUCUGUCGAAGGUACAACUGUAGUAUAGUUGCCUAUUUCGAUGAGGUUGAAGCAUGGGGAGAAGUCUUCGCGAAUCAUACCGGUAACGGUGCACUCGGUGCCGUUGCCACACGAAAAGCCGACUUUGCAGUGUCUGCUAUUUACUAUUGGAUCGGCCCUUACCGCUAUGCAUCGUAUACCGCUCCUAUCAGCCGAUCAGGAGUGACGGCUCUCGUUCCGAAACCGCAAGCACUCUCCCCUUGGCGAACACCUUUUCUAUCGUUCACCAAGGAACUCUGGAUUGCCGUUGGCAUUGCUUUCAUGUUCGGAGUGAUGGCCGUUUGGAUUGUGGAGAAAGGCCGUUCCCGUAUAAUUGACAUCGGUGUGGAGCAGCCGAAGACCUUCAGUGAUGCGGUUCUGACACUUAUCGGAUUCUACAUGGAACAGAGUGCCUACAUGCGCAAUGAUCUGAUAUCUUGUGUGUUUCUGUUCACAUCGCUCCUGUUUGCUGGUUUCAUGAUUGGAAACAUGUACGGAGCUGGGUUGGCGGGAAUCAUGACGAUUCCACAAUACGAACACCCGAUCGACACCACGUACGAUCUGGCAGACAGUGGAAUGAUGUGGGGUGGUACCUGCAUGAACUGGAUGUUUGCAAUCUUGAAUGCCCCGGAGCCUCAUCUGAAAACACUACUGAAGAACUACCGAGUCGUCGAAUUAGAGUAUUUAGCAAAACACCGCAACACUCGAGAUAUGGGUUUCGUUGGUGAGCGCACCGAGUUCGGUCACUUCGCCCCAAUCGAUUACGUGGAUGAGGAAUCCUCGAAGAUGCUACGAUUGCUGAAAGAUGAUCUGUUUUGGCAAAGUUGUACGGCGGCCGUCCCCAAAACGUGGCCUGUCAGAGAAGCUUUCGACAAUCUGCUCCUGAACAUCAAACAGUCAGGAAUCCAGCAUUACUGGGAAAUUGAGGUGGUGAAUGAUUAUAUGAAUUUGACCAAUGAGCAGAACAUACUGAAUGGUCGACAUGCGAAUACGGAUAGUGAUGCAACGGUACUUACCUUGCUGCACUUCAUGGGUGCCUUCAUGAUUCUUGGAUUGGGAUGCUUCGUCGCCGGAAUUUUAUUGUUAUUUGAGAAUGUUUACGUGAAAUUAUCUAAAAAGGAACCGUAUCAUAACCAAGCGGUGUCUGAGAUGAUGAAUAUAGAGAUGAAAGGUGACAAGUGAAAAAGCAUUUUUGAUAUGUAGUGUUAUUUGCAUCAUACGUACAGCUAUCAGAUCAAAAAAUUGCCACACAUACUAUUUGUUAUAGACUCGAGGAUUAUUUAUUGAACCAUUAUUUAUUAAUCGCGAAAGAUUCAUUCAUUCACGUAGGGAUAACGAAUAAAAUAAUUAAUAUAGUGGAAAUUAUUAGAUAUGAUCCUCUCCAACUGGCAUCCUCUCCUCUUCUUCACCAUUUAUUACAACCUUGGAAAU
Messenger RNA from Topomyia yanbarensis, 2262 nucleotides. RefSeq lists its product as uncharacterized. Bases 505 to 2013 code for a protein of 502 amino acids. The record is from RefSeq and is a predicted model, not a curated record. Gene Ontology annotation, molecular function: ligand-gated monoatomic ion channel activity. Gene Ontology annotation, cellular component: membrane. The transcript is spliced from 6 exons. NCBI's taxonomy places the organism in Eukaryota, Metazoa, Arthropoda, Insecta, Diptera, Culicidae.